Messenger RNA from Girardinichthys multiradiatus, 3204 nucleotides. RefSeq names its product Cdk5 and Abl enzyme substrate 1 (gene cables1). Lineage: Eukaryota; Metazoa; Chordata; Actinopteri; Cyprinodontiformes; Goodeidae. Gene Ontology annotation, cellular component: cytosol. The record is from RefSeq and is a predicted model, not a curated record. Gene Ontology annotation, biological process: regulation of cell cycle; nervous system development. The coding region runs from base 124 to 1770 and encodes 548 amino acids. The transcript is spliced from 10 exons.
GGGCCACGUGACCUCCCUGUUUUCACCCAGUUAAACGCAUGUACUUAAAAGACAGGCUCCUCCAUUCACCCACACAAACACGAUCUGAACACUAUCUAAGACUCGGAGUGCUGGGAGCGAACCAUGGCGGCUGCCACAAGCAGCAACACAUCCACAGCCACGCUUCAGCAGAUGAAGCACUCCAGCAUUGAGCUUACACGGAAACGCAUAGACCCGAGGAGGAGACAAGCGGCGCUUUCUUUUCUCAGCAACAUUUCUUUAGACGGCCGACCCGUGCAGGACGAUGCAGACAACCAGAACCUGGAGGAUAACUCGCUGGAAGAACGGACUAGACAGAGCCUGGUUUCUCUGGAGGGCUACGGUGCGCAAGGCGCUGCUGGCACCGCCGAGGCUGCAGCUGCUUCUGCGGCUGCCGCCGCCGCUGCUGCUGCUGCUGCUGCGACCACGGCCACCCAGGCGCUCGCUUUAGCAAACCAGGCUCGCCUCGCCAGCUGGGGCAGCGGUGGUACGGGUGCCACAGCGGCUGCAGACACGGAGGGCGACGCUUUUAUGCCCUCCACGCUCAACUCGCCUUUCUCCGCGGUCCCAGUCGCGACCAGGGGGAGGCUGCAGACUUACACUCAGGGAAUCCUUCCUGCUCCCUACUCCAGACAGUUCUCCCCGAGCGUCAGCCUGGAUGGCGGACAGAUAGAUCAGCAGAGGUCAAGAAGGAGACUCAUCUCUCAGCGCUCUUCGCUAGAAACUCUAGAAGACAUCGAGGAAAAUGCUCCUCUACGCAGAUGCCGAACCCUAUCUGGUUCACCCCGACCAAAGAGCUUCAAGAAGAUCCACUUCAUAAAAAACAUACGGCAACACGAUAUGCACAAUGGAAGGAUAGUCCUUAUCAGUGGCAGAAGAUCCUUCUAUAGUGUGUUUUCUGUCCUGCCCUAUCAAGAUUGUAGCCAAGCAGGGGACGUAAAGGCGGAAGGGCGUCAGCGUCACCCAUCAGGAGGUGUAAGUGCCAAGGAGAUGGUGAUUGGACUGGAGGGAGUGGAGUUAGGAGCAGAUGGAAAGACUGUUUCCUACACCCAGUUCCUGUAUCCCACUAACGUUCUGGGCGGUCGAAGGAACACCAUCGAUUCCACGUCAUCCUUCUCUCAGUCUCGAAACGCGAGCCACCGCAGCCUCAGUCUGGGCAGGGCCAACAGCAACCAGAGCAGCUUGGACACAGGGAACGAGUUUGGAGACUUUCGCGAGUAUGACCCCAACUUGCUGGAUGACCCGCAGUGGCCCUGUGGAAAACACAAGAGAGUGCUCAUCUUUCCCUCUUACAUGACCACAGUUAUCGAAUACGUCAAGCCCUUUGACCUCAAGAAGGACAUGAACGAGACCUUCAAGGAGAAAUUCCCCCACAUCAGGCUCACUCUCAGCAAGAUACGGAGCUUGAAAAGGGACAUGAGAAAACUGGCCCAGGAUGAAUGCAGGUACGAGGAGCCGACUGUGGCCAUGGCUUUUGUCUACUUCGAAAAACUUGUUCUUCAAGGCAAGCUGAACAAACAAAACCGCAAACUCUGCGCCGGAGCCUGCGUCCUCCUGGCAGCCAAGAUUGGCGGUGACCUUAAGAAACACGAGGUUAAGUUUCUUAUAGAUAAACUGGAGGAGCGAUUCAGAGUGAACCGCAGAGAGCUUAUAGCGUUCGAGUUUCCCGUCUUGGUGGCGCUGGAGUUCAACCUGCACCUGCCAGAUCAUGAGAUCAUGCCUCACUACAGACGCCUGCUGCAGACCUCUUAGCAUUGGCGAACCAUCAGGAGGACAGCAGCUGGGUUCUCCUCCUGAUACCUUCAACCCUCACAGGAAUUAUCCUUCUCCUUCACUCUCAGUUCUGACCACUACAGAUGAAACCCUUCUUUCCUCUCAUUUCACUACAAUUCACCAAGAAGACUCUUUUCUUUUUUAACAUUUAGCAUCACUACAUGGACAUUUUACCAGUUUGUAUACGUCAUCUGCUUUUCUUCAUCACUUCGUACAUUUUCUCUUUUUGAUUAAGAGAACAUUUUUCAAUAUUUUAAAUAUUUUUCUGCCUUUUCAUAAUCCGCCUUGUUACCUUGUAAACUACAUUCAAAUUUCAAACAAAAGCCUUUUGUAAAGCCGCUGUUCUUAGCUGGACUGUUAUUCCUCGAGAGUGACUCAUCUUUUUGCAAAACUUUGUAAUAAAAGUGCACUUUUUGGCAUACCACACGAUUUUUUUACCCAUCUCGGGAACUAACCCAGAAGAUCAAUAAGCUAAACACACCUAAUGUAUUUGGACCUUUUGAUUUGUUUCGUCUUCUCAUAACACUUUUCUAGCAUCAGAAAUCUGCAUGAAAAUGCAUUAGUAUUUGUACGCAGGCAGAAAAGAUGCAGCCCCCUUUCCAUUCAGAUUGUUUUCUACCACUUGAAUGCUUGCUGCGGACUCCCCGAGGCCAGACACGCUUUUAUCGGUGUCGGAUUUCCUGUGCUCUAUGUUAGAGUGUAUUGCUGGCACAUUUACAGUGCUUUGUUGCGGGAGCUUUUAACGCAUGCUAAAAAUGCUAUUAACCAGCAGUCGGGGCUGGCAGUGAUACGCACGGUCUUAAAGGGGAGAAGCGUUAGGAUGUGAGCCGAGACCCCAUGCAUGCAAAUAUAUCUCUUCUGCUGAAGUGUCCUUGAAUAAGACAACGGGGUUCCUACAGACGAAAGGAGAGUGUUGUUUUUAGCCCACUGAUGACCUCUGUGAGGAAUCUCUCUAAAAUGAGGACACGGGCAGGAGAAUUUGGAUCAAACAUUUGCUUUAACUUGAAUGUGUUGCUUUGAAAUGUGCAAUUUCUUAAUCAUUCUUUUUUUUAAAUCAACAUCAGCUGUGUAACUAUUACUUUCUGGUCUGUAAUUAAGUCUUUAAAAUUUGUCACGCACUACCAGAGUAUUGAGAGGUCACUGCACUAAAUGUGUAAAACAGAUCUGCUUUUUGGUGCUGCUCUACAGAUGAAUGGUGUUUUAAGGUCAAGUGUUCAUAAAAGCAAUUUUCAUCAGAGAAAGAUGGAAUGUAUUGUUUUUAAAGUAUAAUAAAAAAGCUCCUUUCUGUCUGCAAGCCCAAAGAUUUUGCUCUAUGAUGCACUCGGAGUACUCUGUGAGUAAAGAACCCAUGUGUGACUUGCUUAACCUGUGUAUGUUUGUAAAUAAAAAAUGUCUUUGCUUGUUCAAUCUAAA